Perca flavescens (yellow perch) is the source of this 1848-nucleotide messenger RNA. It is a transcript of the gene kcna4, whose product is annotated as potassium voltage-gated channel, shaker-related subfamily, member 4. The transcript is spliced from 2 exons. Lineage: Eukaryota; Metazoa; Chordata; Actinopteri; Perciformes; Percidae. Bases 1 to 1848 code for a protein of 615 amino acids. Gene Ontology annotation, molecular function: delayed rectifier potassium channel activity; protein binding. The record is from RefSeq and is a predicted model, not a curated record. Gene Ontology annotation, biological process: action potential; potassium ion transmembrane transport; protein homooligomerization. Gene Ontology annotation, cellular component: dendritic spine; membrane; axon.
AUGCCCAAGCUCGCGCACGGGAAAAGGAGCGCGAGAGGGAGCGCCAGGCUGUCCAGUCGAGAACGGCGGCUGCUGCCGCUGCCGCCGCUGCUGAAGGUGGGUCAGCAGCAGCAGCAGCAGCAGGAGCCCGAGCAGCAACAGAGAGUUCUCAGAGAGCGGAGAAAGCAACGCGGCGUCGGACGGUGGAGACGCAGCCGGACGACUCUCGGCGGGGACCUGCGCCACUCGGAGCUGGCGCUGCUCGGAUCCGAGGAGGACAUCAUGAUAGAGGAGGAGGAGGAGGCCGAGGGAGCCGAGGAAGAAGAGGAGGAGGAGGAUGCGCAGGAGGAGAAGGGGUGCCGGGGAAGCAAGAGGUCGAGUUUUCUGUGCAACAUGGGCGAUGAGGAGGAGACCGUGUCGCUCACUGACAGGCGACCUCAGUCCGGGUACGAGAGUGUUUACAACGAGUGCGGCUGCUGCGAGAGAGUUGUCAUCAACGUGUCGGGUCUGAAGUUUGAAACUCAGCUCAAGACUCUCACUCAGUUCCCGGACACUCUCCUGGGAGACCCCGACAAGCGAAUCAGGUACUUUGACCCGCUAAGGAACGAAUACUUCUUCGACCGGAACCGACCGAGUUUUGACGCCAUUCUUUACUAUUACCAGUCGGGGGGGCGGUUGAAAAGACCAGUCAACGUCCCGUUUGACAUCUUCUCCGAGGAGGUGAAGUUUUACGAACUCGGGGACGAGGCGAUACUCAAGUUUCGGGAGGAUGAGGGUUUUGUCAAAGAGGAGGAAAAACCUCUGCCGGAGGACGAGUUCAAGCGCCAGAUCUGGCUGCUUUUUGAGUAUCCGGAGAGCUCGAGCCCCGCCAGGGGCAUAGCGGUCGUGUCCGUCCUGGUUAUAGUUAUUUCUAUUGUCAUUUUCUGCCUGGAGACGCUGCCGGAGUUUAGGGACGAAAAAGAAUACCUCCAGCCGCGACACAACUCCACUCAACCCGACCACGGAUUUACUCCUUUCAACGACCCGUUUUUCCUCGUGGAAACGGUUUGCAUCAUCUGGUUCUCCUUUGAGAUUAUAGUCCGCUUCUUUGCGAGUCCGAGCAAACCGGAUUUCUUUAAAAACAUUAUGAACUCAAUAGACAUUGUAUCCAUUCUGCCUUAUUUCAUAACCCUCGGCACGGACCUGGCGCAGCAACAAGGCAACGGGCAGCAAGCGAUGAGCUUUGCCAUCCUGAGAAUAAUCCGCCUUGUCCGGGUGUUUCGCAUAUUCAAACUGUCCAGGCACUCCAAGGGGCUGCAGAUCCUGGGCCAUACCCUGCGCGCCAGCAUGAGGGAGCUGGCCCUCCUCAUUUUCUUCCUGGUUAUAGGUGUCAUCCUGUUCUCCAGCGCGGUGUACUUCGCCGAGGCGGACGAGCCCACCUCUCAGUUCACGAGCAUCCCCGACGCUUUCUGGUGGGCAGUGGUGACCAUGACAACGGUGGGCUACGGCGACAUGAAGCCCAUCACUGUCGGUGGGAAGAUAGUGGGCUCCCUCUGCGCGAUCGCGGGCGUGUUAACCAUCGCGCUCCCGGUGCCGGUCAUAGUGUCCAACUUCAACUACUUUUACCACAGGGAGACCGAUAACCAGGAUGACCAGGCGCCGGUGGUGGAGAGCAUGCCCCCGGGCUGCCCCUAUUUCCCGGACUUUUUAAGGAAAUUCAAAGGCUCGCCCUCUGGCUCAUCGCUGGGUGACAAAGCGGAGUAUAUGGAGAUGGAGGAAGGCCUGACGGAGUCGCUUUGUGGUCUGGACAAGAGCCCCAGUAAAGGAAACGGCACAGACAUAGGGAGGAAAAACAGCACUAACUCAAAAUCCGUUCAGACUGACGUGUGA